Molecule: messenger RNA, 3252 nt
Organism: Cariama cristata (Red-legged seriema)
Lineage: Eukaryota; Metazoa; Chordata; Aves; Cariamiformes; Cariamidae
Product: beta-1,4-N-acetylgalactosaminyltransferase 3-like
Cellular component (GO): Golgi cisterna membrane
Molecular function (GO): acetylgalactosaminyltransferase activity
Source: RefSeq, a predicted model, not a curated record
AUGGCCAUCACUCAUGUGGUUGAUGGUGUGGAUCCCAUGGAGGUGGAUCUACCCAAAGAUCCAGAAGAACCAAUGGAAGUGGAUCCACCUCCGUGGGCUAAAUCAGCUGAAGUAGCGGAGCUGGAAGAGGGCAGGAGCCUCUGUGCCCCUAAGGAGAAUGCAGCAGAACACAGGCAACUUAUUGGCAAUAUACAGUCAUUUGCCAUUUUCUUUGUGGCCCCGUCAGGAUACGAAAGCUGGAGGGAGCUGGCUAAGGCUUUGGCAGACACGAAUGUCCCAGGUGGGGACCCAAGCCUUCAGUUUUACUAUCCACGGAAGCUGGGAUACCAGAAUCAAGAGCUGCAAAGAGGUGGGAAGAAUAAAUCGAAUUAUGCCGCUGUGGACAGCCCUGUCCCAUGGAUGCCAGAGUUCCAGGGCCAGGCCAAUCUGCAUGUGUUCGAGGACUGGUGCGGCAGCUCCACUGAACAGCUCCGGAAGAACCUCCACUUCCCCCUCUUCCCCCACACACGAACUACACUGAAGAAGCUGGCUGUGUCCCCAAAAUGGACCAACUAUGGUCUCCGGAUAUUUGGCUACCUGCAUCCUUUCACUGAUGGGGAGUUUCAGUUUGCCAUUGCUGCGGAUGACAAUGCUGAGUUCUGGCUGAGUGCAGAUGAAAAGACCUCUGGUCUCCAGCUGCUGGCCAGUGUAGGCAAGACAGGGAAGGAGUGGACCGCACCAGGGGAGUUUGGGAAAUUUCACAGCCAGCAGUCAAAGAUGGUGAGGUUGUCAGCUGCAGGCAGGUACUAUUUUGAGGUGCUGCACAAGCAGGAUGACAGAGGAACAGACCACGUGGAAGUAGCAUGGAGACUGAAUGACCCAGAAGCGAAGUUCAAAGUCAUUGACUCUCAAUACCUCUCCCUUUUUGCUAACGAGACGCUUUUAAAGAUGGAUGAGGUUGGGCAUAUCCCGCAGACGUUGGCCAGUCACACGAACCGGCCUGCUGACAGCGCAGGCAGCAAGGCACACCCAGCUGACAUGUUGAAGCCUGACCCCCGGGACACUCUUUACGAAGUGCCUCUGCUCAGCAAGUCUCGUGUGCGCCGAGCCUUGCUCGACUGCCCAUACAAGCCCAGCUACCUGGUGAAUGGAUUUCCUCUGCAGCGCUACCAGGGACUCCAGUUUGUUCAUUUAUCCUUUGUUUACCCGAAUGAUUACAGCCGCCUGAGCCACAUGGAGAAAGACAACAAAUGCUUCUAUCAGGAAAACCCUUAUUACUUGGAAAGAUUUGGAUUCUACAAGUACAUGAAGAUGGAUCGCCCAGAGAAGAGCCCAGACUCUGGAGAAAAGACAGAGCAGCCAGGCUCCCAGGAGGGGAACCCGGACGACCUGCAGUAUGUGGAGCAGGACAUGGAGAGUACCAGUCCCCCUGAGCGCCCUGCCACAGGGAGGGCAGAGCCAGCAGGCAACGCUCCCAGCAGCGUGGUGGGCAGCAAUAACGUUCACAAGGACUAUUCCCUCCAGGAGCGUCGUCGACUCCUCUCAGUGGUGGGUGGCCACAUAGGAGAGGGGCUACACAGGAGAAGGACAAAGAGGUCUGGUGUCAAAUCAGUGACGCUGGCCUCUGCCAACCAAAGCCUCAGCCAGCUUGGCCUAGAGGGGAACCCAACAAUGAAGAGACCCCAUUUAAAAGCUGGCGUCAAAGACAACUCCCAGAGCCCUCCACAGCAUGCCAGGGCCGUCCAGGGGAGAGUGCCUGUCAAAAAGGUGAACCCUCCUUCUAGAACCGUGUCUCAAAGGCAGCAGCCUCUCGGGGGCCCCAGGGACUCAGGGGUCAUGAUUCCCAAAGGGGUGAGACCUCAGAGAGGCUUCAGCACUGCUAAGGACGGGCUGCAGCCAGCAGGCACCGUGCCAGCCGGGGAAAGAGGCCCAGUCUCUGGCAAAGCCGGCAGACGCGCUGUGAGCUCUGCCAGCCCCAGCCAGCAGCCUGGGCUGCCGCAGUGGCUGAACCAAGUGGAGUCCUACAUUGCUGAGCAGAAGGUGGCCAACGGUGGGGAUGUGGGCGAGGGAGAAGCGCAGGUGGCAUCUCCUGUGAAGGGCAAGUCUGGACCUGUGGCAGCAGAAGAGGAAGAGGUAGAUGGGGAGCCAGAGGAGGAAGAUGAGGAGGAUUUUGAUUAUGUACCAGUGUUUGACCAGGCGGUGAACUGGGAGCAGACCUUCAGCACGAGCAACCUUGACUUCCAUAUGCUGCGCACAGACUGGAUUGACCUGAAAUGCAACACGUCAGGAAACUUGAUGCUGAGAGAAAGGGAGGCCCUGGAAGUCACACGUGUCUUCCUGAAGAAGCUCAACCAGAGGAGUAAAGGGCGAUUCCAGCUGCAGCGUAUCGUGAACGUGGAGAAACGGCAGGAUCGCAUGCACUACCUGCUGGAGCUGGAGCUGCUGGAGCAGGGAGAGAGGCUCGUCCGCUUCUCCGAGUAUGUCUUUGCGCGGGGCUGGCAGGGCGUUGGUGGCGAUGAAGAGGAGGAGAGGAAGAUGAGGAACCUGGCAUGGGGUCGCCGGCGACAUCUGAUGGCUGUGGCGAAAGAGCCAGAGCUGUGCUGGCCCCAGGGCUUUUCCUGGAAUCACCGUGCCGUCGUUCACUUUGUGGUGCCAGUGAAAAACCAGGCACGUUGGGUGCUGCAGUUCAUCUCUGACAUGGAAGAGCUCUUCAGAGUCACUAAGGAUCCGUACUUCAACGUCAUCAUCACGGACUACAGCAGCAAUGACAUGGAUGUAGAGAAGGCUCUGAAAAGGUCUACCUUGCACCACUAUCGGUACUUGAAGCUGACGGGGAAUUUUGAGCGUUCUGCUGGGCUGCAGGCGGGGAUAGACCUUGUGACGGAUCCACACAGCAUCGUUUUCCUGUGCGACCUCCACAUCCACUUCCCAGCUGGAGUCAUUGAUUCAAUCCGGAAGCACUGCGUGGAAGGCAAGAUGGCCUUCGCACCCAUGGUCAUGAGGCUGCACUGCGGCAUGUCCCCACAGUGGCCUGAUGGCUACUGGGAGGUGAAUGGGUUUGGUCUCCUGGGCAUAUACAAGUCUGACCUGGACAAGAUUGGAGGCAUGAACACAAAAGAGUUUCGGGACCGCUGGGGAGGAGAGGACUGGGAACUCCUGGACAGGAUCUUGCAGGCUGGGCUGGAAGUGGAGCGUCUCUCUCUGAGAAACUUUUUCCACUGGUUUCACUCGAAGCGGGGCAUGUGGAACCGGCGCCAGCUGAAGACGUUGUAG